Molecule: messenger RNA, 3256 nt
Organism: Eleginops maclovinus (Patagonian blennie)
Lineage: Eukaryota; Metazoa; Chordata; Actinopteri; Perciformes; Eleginopidae
Gene: kif23
Product: kinesin family member 23
Exons: 23
Coding region: 77-2782 (901 amino acids)
Biological process (GO): mitotic spindle midzone assembly; microtubule-based movement
Cellular component (GO): nucleus; kinesin complex; microtubule
Molecular function (GO): ATP binding; microtubule motor activity; ATP hydrolysis activity
Source: RefSeq, a predicted model, not a curated record
UGAUUUGAGGCGGAGGGAAAGUUCAAAAAAUUGUAGCGACGGCAACGGUAAAAACAUCACGGAGUAGCGAGCCACAAUGAACCGACUAGCGAAGGCUAAAACCCCCCGCAAGCCUCCCUCUAAAAAGCCUUCCAGCAACCAGAAAGACCCGGUUGGGGUGUACUGUCGUGUACGGCCCCUGGGUUUGGAGGAUGAGCAGUGCUGUAUCGAGGUUAUAAGCAGCAGCACCAUCCAGCUGCACGCCCCGGAAGGCUUCAAAACAAACCGCAAUGGAGAAUACAAAGAGACACAGUAUUCCUUCAAAAAAGUAUUUGGCUUGUCAACCACUCAGAUUGAGCUGUUUGAGCAUGUGGCCAAACCUCUUGUGGAUGACCUCAUCCAUGGAAGGAAUGGUCUGCUCUUCACGUACGGGGUCACAGGAAGUGGGAAGACGUUCACUAUGACUGGCUCUCCAGGCCAGGGUGGACUUCUCCCUCGCUCACUUGACAUGAUCUUCAACAGUAUAGGACCCUACCAAGCCAAAAGAUAUGUUUUCAAGACAGAUGAAAAAAAUGGCUUGGAGGUCCAGAAUGAAGUCGAUGCUUUGUUGGAGCGCCAGAGGCGGGAUAACAGCUUGCCUGUUCCUAAAUCUUCAUCUUCCUCCUCCAGACAAAAAGAUCCUGAAAUUGCUGACAUGAUCAAGUCAGAGGAGGCUUAUAAAGCUGAUGCCGUGGAUGAGGACAGCAGCUACACCGUGUUCGUCUCCUACAUAGAAAUCUACAACAACUACAUCUAUGACCUUCUGGAGGAAAACCAGGAGGAUGCUAUCAAACCAAAGUGGAAUGGUGGAGGCACACCUGUGCGCCAGAACACUGAGUUCAUACCACCUCAGUCUAAAAUCCUCCGAGAGGAUCAGAAUCACAACAUGUACGUGGCUGGAUGCAUGGAGGUGGAAGUCAAGUCUGCUGAGGAGGCGUUUCAAGUGUUCUGGAGAGGUCAGAAGAAGAGGAAAGUGGCGAACACUCGCCUGAACAGAGAGUCCAGCCGCUCCCACAGCGUGCUCAUCGUUAAACUGGCUCAGGCUCCUCUCGAUGCAGACGGCGACAACAUUCUCCAGGAUAAAAACCAGGUGACUGUUAGCCAGCUGUGCCUGGUGGAUCUGGCAGGAAGUGAGCGCACCGGCAGGACGGGGGCAGAAGGCACUCGUAUACGUGAAGCAGGAAACAUCAAUCAGUCUCUGCUGAACCUGCGGACGUGCAUGGAGGUCCUGCGAGAGAACCAGCUGUACGGCACAAACAGGAUGGUCCCCUACAGAGACUCUAAAGUGACCCACCUGUUCAAGAACUACUUUGACGGAGAGGGCAAAGUCAGAAUGGUCGUCUGUGUCAACCCCAAAGCUGACGACUACGAGGAAACCUUGCUGGUGAUGCGCUUUGCAGAGAUGACCCAGGAGGUGGAGGUGGCUCGGCCAGUGGACCGUCCCAUCUGUGGCUUCACCCCAGGACGUCGCCAUAGAAACCAGGCCUUCAAGGAGGAACUGUCUCGCAAGCUGGACGAGCGUGGCGGUCCGGUCGGAGGGGACUUGACCUCUGUUAUAAACCACCUGGCGCACAGCCUCCCCCCACUUCCCUCCUGCGAGCUGACCGACCCUCACGAUGACAUCACGCUGCCCCGGCUGAUCGAAGCCCUGCAGAACAGAUACCGGGUCAGGCAGAUGAUGAUUGACGAGUACAACGACGCAGCCAACAAGAUGAAGUCUAUGCUUCAGGAUCAGGACAACAGCCAAAUUUCCAAAGACAAUUUCAUUCACGAACAAAACGGCAAACUGGUGGAGAAGGACAGAAUCAUCCAGGACAACAAGGCGGAGAUCGAGCGCUUGGAAAAGAAAAACAAGAUGCAAGAACACAAGAUUGACAUCCUGCAGAAAACCACUAAAAUCUAUGAGGGCGACAAGCGCUCUCUGCAGAGUGAACUGGAGACCCGAGAGCAGAGGCUGCAUAGGGAGCUGUCGGAGAAGAGACGCAUGGAGCAGCGCCUCAACGGCGUUGUGACCGAUACCCAGUACAAGUGGGAGAAAGAAUGCGACCGACGCGUCAACGCGAUGCAGCUGGAGAUGCAGAACAAGCUCUGGGUGAAGGACGAGAAGCUGAAGCAGCUCAAAGCCAUCGUGACGGAUAGCAAGACUUCAGGUCGCCCAGAUCCUCCUCCGCGUCAGACGCAGCCUCAGAGACCUUCCAGAGAGGAACGCCCUCAGAGGCCGUCGAGAGAGGACUGCCUCCCCGCCAAGAGAUCGGCCUCGCCCUCACCUGUCCCUACGACCACCCCGGUGCGGCCGCUGCACCGCCGCUCCCGUUCAGCUGGCGGGGAGAAGUGGGUGGACCAUAAGCCCUCCUCCAGCCUCGACUUGGGAACAGUUCUGCAGCCCGUCAUCCCCAACGCCAUCCAGGUGUCGACCCCGAGUGAGAAGGCCCUGUCUAAGUGUGACAGAUACGUGUUAACACACCAAGAGGUCGCUUCUGACGGCGAGAUACAGACCAAACUUAUUAAGGGGGAGGUUAUUAAGACCCGAGGAGGAGGACAGUCGGUCCAAUUCACCGACAUCGAGACGCUGAGACAGGAGCUCACAACUGUGCCCAGGCUCAAGAGAAAGUCUUCAGAGGGGGCCCCCGCCAACGGAGAGCGAACGGAUGGAACGUGGACCGAUGUGGAGAAGAGGUGUUCUGUGGCUGUGGAGAUGAGGGCUGGAUCAAACAUGGGUCCCGGCUAUACACAUCACGGAAUCACCAAGCGCAGAAAACCCUAGAGCAGCCGUCAGCUCCUCCAGCGAUCACUCCCCUCACCUGGCUGUUGUGCAAUAGUCUGAACCUUUUUGUAUUUAGCUCUAGUGAUGAUAUUUAAACAUUUUCCACACUUUUUUUUAUAUGCAAAAGUGUAUAUAUGGGUCACCAAAGCUGUUUUGUAUAAAUAUUUUAUAUGCUGUGUUGGAACCAAUAACAAAAAAAGUGCUGUGAUUCAGUCGUGGCAGGUAUUUAGUAACUGCUGCUGAAAAGAGUCUGUUUGCACAUUGUGUGUAACAUGGUGUUACUUGGCACAUGAGUCGUGAUGCUGCGACAACGAUGAUUUUCCUGCUACCCAUACUGUUUCUGUGGUGAAUUAUACAGAGCUUAUAGUAGAGUUUGUUAUCCAGUUCUUCUUGCAUGUCUUUCAUUAAUCUGCCACUGAAACUGAUGUCUCCUGCCUUCACUGUAAACUCAGGAAUAAAAUUCCUUUUUAAGCA